This is a messenger RNA of Closterium sp. NIES-65, 846 nucleotides long. The record is from the annotation of a GenBank genome assembly. Lineage: Eukaryota; Viridiplantae; Streptophyta; Zygnematophyceae; Desmidiales; Closteriaceae.
AUGGCAAGAAUGCAGUGGGCAAAAGGGGGAGGGGCGGGAGGAGGUCCGGGGGGGAGCAGCGCCCUCACCACCCCAUGGGCGGCAAUCAUCCUCUGUUUUCCCCCAAGGUGGAAGCAGGGGGAGGGGGCGAGGGAUGGGGGGCAUAUGAGAGGAGCAUCUGGAGGUAAAAUGCUACAAGGGGGAGGGGGGGGGGGCAGGGGGGGCAUUAUGAGCAGGAGGAGGGGUACAGAGGGGCUGGGGGAGGAGGGCAUGGGAGUGGAAAAAGGAGGAGGCAGGGGCAAGCGCAUGGGGGAGGAGGGGAGCAUGGGGGUAGUGGAGGGGGGAGUGGAGGCGAAGGGGUGGGAAUGGAUUAGUCUGUUACUGCUCGCCCCUCCAAUCCCUCUGCCCCAUCCCCUCCUCAUCCCCUCCUGUCCCUUCAUCUCAUCUGUUUUCCUUUCCCCAUUCUUCCCAUCACCCAUCCCUCUACUCUCAUCCCCUCCCCUUCACCCAUCUUUUCCGCAUUCCCUCAUCCACUCCCGUCCCCCCAUCCCUUCCCCGUCUCCCAAAUCCUUCCUAGAGUGGAGGGCGACGCAACAGGCAGCAGCAGAGCGCUGCAAUAUCCACCAGGGGCUGGGUAUGCGGAUGUGCAGUGCAACCUCUCAUCCCUUACUUUGCUUCCCUCCUUUCCCUUCCUCCCUUCUCCCCCCUUCACUCCGCUACCCCACUCCCUCCCCACCCCCGCUCUUCCCACACCUCCCUCCAUUCAUCCAGAGGGGGUACGUGGAUGUGGAUGCGCCGUACAACCGCCCGUCAUACGCCAUGCCUCACCCCACCCCACCGCACCGCACCCACCGUACACCCAUAUAG